Molecule: messenger RNA, 920 nt
Organism: Amoebophrya sp. A25
Lineage: Eukaryota; Dinophyceae; Syndiniales; Amoebophryaceae
Source: the annotation of a GenBank genome assembly
GAGCAAGAUAAAACGAGAACAGGAACAUCAAGAUGGCUGCUGGUUCUUCAGAGUUGACGCGGGAAAUGCAUGAGGCUUUGCUGGCGUUGGAAGAGGAGCGAAAGAGGAUCAUUGAACAGUACAGCGCUGCAGAUACACAUACAUCACGUGGAAUAAGUUUCCAAUCACAGCAAAAACAGCGUGGCACUUGCGAAGACGGAGAUGCUACUUUGGCAAGGCCAUCUUCCAGCCAGAACGUGACACACAACGAUGAUGGUGAGGAGGGAGCAAGGCGGCCUCCGCGUGGGGGGCGAACACGCGGGCCAGGAUCUGCCGCAUCCUCAUCGGCAUUUCAGCAGCCGUCAGGUUUCUUCUCGAACGAAGGAGAGCAUAUAAACUUUCAUGAAGGUCCUACAAAUAUGCAGGGCCAUCAACAUCACCAGCAAGCUUUAUUUAGGUCGACGGAAGGAGGUCGGAUGGCGGAUUUGGAUAACAUGUCGAUGCUGCCGGCCAUGGGAGCCCCCGGCGGCGGCAAUAAAGCCGAUAAUAUGGACCAUAUCUACCGCGACGACUGGAGUACAAGUGACGAGGGCGAGGAUCCACAACUGGAAGGCUUCAGUCUGGAAGAUUUUGGUCAAUGGCCGGUUUUCCCACCGCCACCACGCUUUCCUCGCGACGAGCCGCCAACAGAUGCGCAAAGUAAUCUUGUACCUGGUGCUGCUGCCGUUCCGUCGACUAGUACAUCAACCAGCCGAGCAGGUGGUGGAACACGGAGCGCCGGCAGUUGGGCGAGCACUGGGCUGACGCGGGCACUGAACACGACGCAGCAGCGUCCACUGCUGUCAACAAGGACGUCGACCAGGCGUACAGACUACACUGAUGCAGAGAUAUCGGCGCUGCUGGCGAAAGCUAAGCGCAGGCAAAUGAAAAUAGGUCAGAAG